Molecule: messenger RNA, 2645 nt
Organism: Pungitius pungitius (ninespine stickleback)
Lineage: Eukaryota; Metazoa; Chordata; Actinopteri; Perciformes; Gasterosteidae
Gene: dnajc18
Product: DnaJ (Hsp40) homolog, subfamily C, member 18
Exons: 8
Coding region: 416-1597 (393 amino acids)
Biological process (GO): cellular response to misfolded protein
Cellular component (GO): endoplasmic reticulum membrane
Molecular function (GO): Hsp70 protein binding
Source: RefSeq, a predicted model, not a curated record
GACGCGUUUGGCUCCACCUCCUGUCCAUCACAGCUCAGGAGAUCCGCUUUUAAUUUGUCAGGGUGGCCCUUUAAUUUUAAAACGCCGCUAAGCAAAGAACACUCCAUCUUUCAGAUUUAAAAAAAAAAAAAAAAAAAAAGAAAAGAAAAAAUGGUCCCGCUGCAGGACCGUUCGCAGCCCGACAGCAACCGCCGUCGUCCGCAAAUCGGAUAGUGUGAAUGGUUCUUUCGGGCUCGCGCCCCAGCUACCGUUACGCAGCUGUCUCAGACCGAAGCUAACCGGGGCUACCGAGCGUUAGCUGUAACGGCUCGCUUUUGGCCGUUUGAUAUCGACGCGCGUUUCACAGACGCCCAGAGACGGGGGAACCGGACCCGGGCGACGCACCUCUCCCGCUGUCGCUAAAAUACAUUACAAAAUGGACAAAGAAGAGGGAGACCGGCUGAUAGAGAAGGCGAAGCUGUGUUUACGGUCGGGCCGGACGGACCGGGCGCUGCAGCUGCUGUACGAAGCCCAGAAUAUUUACCCCAGCACCCGGGCCAGAGUGCUGAUAGACGCCAUAUUGAGAAACGGAGGCACCACUGCCCCACAGGCCGACCACGUGCCUCCGCCGACGGGCUGGGGGGACGAGGACUUCAGGAGCAAGGGAACCAGAAACGUAGUCGGCGAUGAAAAGAAGAGCUACACCGAGGAUCAGCGGCAGGGUGUUCUCAGGAUAAAGAAUUGCAAGGACUUUUAUGAGAUCCUCGGUGUUACCAAAAACGCCAGCGAUGAAGACCUGAAGAAGGCGUACCGGAAGUUGGCCCUCAAGUUUCACCCCGACAAGAACUUUGCUCCGGGAGCCACGGAUGCGUUCAAAGCAAUAGGCAAUGCAUAUGCAGUGCUGAGCAAUCCAGAGAAGAGGCAGCAGUAUGAUCAAUACGGAGAUCAAUCUGCUGCUCCGAAUGCGCCCCAACACGCCGCCCACAGUCGCCAUGGAUACCACCGAAACUUCCACAGAGACUUUGAGGCCGACAUAUCCCCCGAGGAGCUCUUCAAUAUUUUCUUCGGAGGGAGAUUUCCUACAGGAAACAUCCACGUGUACACCAACCAGGGAGCCUCCUACUCUCAGUUCUACCAGCCUCGCCGUCGACGCGCUUUUGAGAGGCGCGAGGAGGUGGUGGAGGAGAACAACAACAACAACCAGAGUCAGAACACCUUCACAGCGCUGCUGCAGCUUCUCCCUGUGCUGAUGCUCAUCCUCAUCUCAGUGUUCACCCAGAUGAUGGCCACCAACCCGCCCUACAGCCUCUUUUAUAAGCCGGCCAUGGGGCUGGUGGUGUCCAGAGAAACGCAGCACAUGGGUGUACCGUACUAUGUGGAUAAAAGUUUUGAGAAGGAGUACCGCGGAGCUGCGCUGGAUGAACUAGAGAAAACCAUUGAGAGCGACUAUAUCGAACAUCUGCAGAACAGCUGCUGGAAAGAGAAACAGCAAAAAUCUGACUUGGCAAACCUGGGACAACUGUACCGAGACGAGCGGUUAAAGCAGAAGGCCGAGUCGAUGAGGCUGGACAACUGUGACAAGCUGCAUCGAUUGGUCGGGCGCCAGAGGGGCAAAUGAGGAGCGUUACGAGAGGAGACCACGUUUCAGUACAGACUUUACAAUAAUACAUUUUAUCCAAGUGUGAAAUUCAUCCAAUCCGGCCACUUUGUAAAGAAAUCUCUUUAAGGUACAGCGCACCCAGUGGGAGGUCAUGCCACAGGAAACAAUGUGCCUUCUCUCCUCUUUGACGCCAGGGAAUGGAGUUGCACGUGGGCAGCAUCAAGUGCACACUCCCUGUGGCGGUGUGUACGAAGUCUCAGAGCCUUUAAACUUUCUUAUAGAAAUGGCAUGACGUAAGGGGUCUCCCUUCGGGGUUACGAAGGCAGUAGUAUGUUCCCUCGCACACAUUUAAUCCGUUAGCUUACUUGUAUUCAUUUUCUUUUAUGCCUUUGUGUCCUUGCUGGAACUGUAGGUGUUAUUUAAUAGUUAAAGGAGGGACUCUUGCCCGAUCUUGGCUCAUCAUCUUUUUUUUUUUCCUAUAGGAAGUAAUAAAAUACAGUGACUAAUGUAGUACUGUAGUCUUUGGACAAAUCUGAGAGCUUCUGUACUGUGAAAUAAGAGGAUCUUUUAUUCGUUUUUAAUCGGACAAUUUGUCCUCUGAGACUAUAGCAAUAGGCGACACGCGGCAGUAAAAUUUAACAAAUCCUAACCUUAUUUUUCUGAUUGGGGGACGGUAGAAGGUUGCAGUCUCCAAUACAAGCCGUCUCCUGCUGUAGCACUUCCUGCUGCUCGCAUCGGUGCAUAUCUGGUCGCUCAUUGAGCUUCACGGCUCACGUUUUGAGGUUUAAGCGAGAGAAACGACUGUUACGCGUUGCAGAAACACAUUUUCAAUGGGUGACCGGCAACGUUCAACCAUAAAGGCCGUCCACAGUCCUGCACAAUGUUCCAGUGUGACCUUCUUUUCCCUAAUCCACGCGGAAGCUCACCUCAUUUUGUUUUGUAUUAGAAUAAUAUCUGGCCCAGGUUUUAUACAUGUUUUGUAGGUUCUGUACCCUUUUCAUUUAUACUGUUUUAUAAAGAAUAAUCAUUUUGUUCUCAUCCCCCAACAGAAUUUCUCGGUUGAAGU